Apodemus sylvaticus (European woodmouse) is the source of this 1773-nucleotide messenger RNA. RefSeq names its product fibrinogen silencer binding protein (gene Fsbp). Bases 629 to 1528 code for a protein of 299 amino acids. The record is from RefSeq and is a predicted model, not a curated record. NCBI's taxonomy places the organism in Eukaryota, Metazoa, Chordata, Mammalia, Rodentia, Muridae. The transcript is spliced from 2 exons.
UUAGCUUUCCUGCAGUGUGAGCUGGGGUAUGGUGUAACCUAACUAGCUAGAGGAUCUGCAGUGGCUGAUUGACAGCCGCAGGACCAGCAGCCUGCAGGUUUUGUAAGGGAGAACACCCAGCUCAGAAACAGUGAUUAGAGCUUUGUCGGGAAUCACUAUAUUCACCCCUGGUAGCUUGUAUUUUUCGGUCUACUAGAUUUGUAAACAACACAGAACAGUUCCUCUUUUGUUUUUAUUAAAGUGAUUCUGCACUGCUGUUUCAGCCCCUCUGCCAGGCAUACAUGUGUGGAAAUGUGAUAUUCUCACUAAAUUAGCUAAUUUUAAGCUGUGUUUCAUGCUUAUCUCCAGACCUUUGUGCAUUAAAUCCUAUCUCCCUUCAUACACAAGUGUGUUUGCUCGUGCUUUCCUGGCUUCUGUGAGAGCUUUAUGUAGGUCAGGCUUAGCUUAAGCAGCUUUCCCGAACCUGCGUCAGCCUAAGCUGGAGGAAUUUUAAUAAGCCCUCCCCUGUAGGCGUGGGCCUAAAUGAGGCUAGCCUAGUUAAGCCUGAUCUUUCUGUUUGUGAAGAGCUGAGCAGAGCUGGAGGCUGCAUGGUGCUUUCCGAAGCGGCCUACUUAAUUCCAAAAGAACAAUGGUAGGAAAGGCUAGGUCUUCCAAUUUUACCUUAUCUGAAAAGCUUGAUUUGCUAAACCUUGUGAAGCCAUAUGUGAAAAUUCUCGAAGAGCACACUAAUAAAAAUUCAGUAAUAGUGGAAAAGAAUAGAUGUUGGGAUGUCAUAGCAGUUAACUAUAAUGCGAUUGGAGUAGACCGCCCUCCUCGCACAGCUCAGGGCCUACGCAGCCUUUACAAAAGGCUCAAAGAGUAUGCCAAACAGGAGCUGUUGCAGCAAAAGGAGGCCCAGUCAGAGUUUAAAAACAAUGUCUCCGAGCCAACCAAGAAAGUUAUGGAGAUGAUCCCCCAGAUCUCCAGCUUCUGCCUGAUAAGAGACAGGAACCACAUGCAAAGCUCAAACUUGGAUGAGGCUGCCCAAGCUGGUACCAGCUCACUGCAGGUGAUGGUGGGUCACCACCCUGUCGCUGUCACUGUGGAGGUAAAGCAAGAAGAGGACAUUAAGCCGUCUCCUCCCCUGGCUUCGAACCCUCAGCUCAGUGACUCUGUAGAGCAAAGAGAAGAGCAGGAAUUAAUGCAUGUUGUGGAAGGAUCCGUGUCUCCGUCUCUUUCUUCUGUUGAUAUGAGGAUGACAUCAUCUCCAUCUUCUAUCCCAAGGAGAGAUGAUGCUUUUCAUCAGGAAAGUGGAGAACACUUUAGGUCUUUGCUAAGAUGUGACCCCCAGGUCCUGCAAAUGUUAAAGGAGGAACAUCAGAUAAUUUUAGAAAAUCAAAGGAAUUUUGGAUUGUAUGUUCAGGAGAAGAGGGAUGGGUUGAAAAGAAGGCAGCGUCUUGAGGAGGAGCUGUUAAGAGCAAAGAUUGAAGUAGAGAAGCUGAAAGCAACUUGCCUACGGCGUGAUCUGCCCGGACACAGUAGUCUCUAAAAAGUUUCCAGGCUUGGGACUUGAUAGCUUUACUUUUGUCAGAGUUAUUUUAAUUUUGGAAUAUGACGAAGCUCAGCACACGUCCUAUAAAAUGUUAAUCUCUCGUAUAAAAAUGCUUUUGACAUGAUUUUCUUCUUUUCUUAGCCUUCCUUUUUUGUUUUCCUGAGACAGGGUUUCUCUGUGUAGCCCUGGCUGUCUUGGAAUUAGCUCUGUGAAACAGACUGCCCUUGAACCUGUUUUUUUUU